Coregonus clupeaformis (lake whitefish) is the source of this 1670-nucleotide messenger RNA. It is a transcript of the gene idi1, whose product is annotated as isopentenyl-diphosphate delta isomerase 1. NCBI's taxonomy places the organism in Eukaryota, Metazoa, Chordata, Actinopteri, Salmoniformes, Salmonidae. Gene Ontology annotation, biological process: isopentenyl diphosphate biosynthetic process; isoprenoid biosynthetic process. The transcript is spliced from 5 exons. Gene Ontology annotation, molecular function: isopentenyl-diphosphate delta-isomerase activity. The record is from RefSeq and is a predicted model, not a curated record. Bases 254 to 1120 code for a protein of 288 amino acids. Gene Ontology annotation, cellular component: cytoplasm.
GCGAUGAGCAGUGUUUUACAAGGAGACUUGCCAAUGUGUGUACUGAUAAUCGUCGGAAGCAGAAUGUAAGUAAAAAGUCAUUUCUAGUGCUGAAACUGCAUUGUGCAUUUAUAAGGAGUUGUGCUUUCUUAUCGGCGAUUGUGUAGACCGUAUUCUACGUGGAUAAGUCGUUGUCCAAGGUUUAAUUCCACUUGAAAGCCGGAGGUGGUUCGAUGGCGUGUUGGCGACCCCAUCCUAUCUGAUUGGUCUGGCGAUGGUGCGCGGCUUGUGGGCGGUGCUUCGGGUGGUGUCCAUCGAGGGACGUGCUUUGUUAAAGCCAAAUAUACCUGUUUCUGGAAGACUAGGCAUUACAAGAAAUCCUCUAUUUCACUCCACGUCUGUCUCUUUGAGGAAUCUAUCAAGUGAGGUGAGAGAGCUGCGAGGGUCUGCUGUCGGGAUGCCUGAAAUAAAUACGGAUAAUAUGGACAAGAAGCAGGUCCAGCUGCUGGCAGAGAUGUGUAUUCUUAUUGACGAGAACGACCAGAAGACUGGAGCAGACAGCAAGAAGAACUGCCACCUCAACUCUAAUAUUGACAAAGGCUUAUUGCAUCGUGCAUUCAGCGUCUUCCUGUUCAACAGUGAAGACAAGCUGCUCUUACAACAGAGAUCUGAUGCUAAGAUCACUUUUCCAGGGUGUUAUACCAACACAUGCUGCAGUCACCCCUUACACACAUCCAGUGAGCUGGAGGAGCUAGAUGCCAUCGGGGUGAGGAGAGCUGCAUCAAGACGACUGGAAGCAGAGCUGGGAAUUCCCAUGGAUCAGGUUCCACCAGAGGAGAUGACCUAUUUAACCCGUAUCCACUACAAGGCCCAGUCAGAUGGUGUGUGGGGGGAGCAUGAGAUCGACUACAUCCUCUUCAUGCAGAAAGACAUAGAGGUGAACCCAGACCCCAACGAGAUCAAGACCCACUGUUACGUCACCAAAGAGGAGCUGAAAGAGAUGCUGAAGAAGGCCAAGAACAACAAGUUAUUGAUCACGCCCUGGUUCAGCCUCAUCGCAGAGACCUUCCUCUUCCAGUGGUGGGACAACCUGCAGAACCUCAAACAGUUCAUGGAUCAUGACAAAAUACACAGGAUGUGAUUCUGCGUAGGAUGAGAAUCUUUGGUUACCUUCCAAAAUGGCACUCUAUUCCCUAGGGGCCCUGGUAAAAAGCAGUACACUACAUAGGGAAUAUGGUGCCAUUUGGGAUGUAGACAUUGUUUGUGUAGGGUUUGCAUGGAAAGCUGCUAUGAGGGACGUAGGGUACUUGUUUUUAGUCUUACUAGAGUUUGAGGGUUGAUACUUUUUAGAUUUCUGUAAAUUGAAUAGAAAGAAUGAUGUGGUAGGAGUGCAAUUCAAUCCCUGAACUGAGUGAAAAUAAAAUGGAAUUGACCCCGUUUAAAAAAGGAAUGAUUAUGAGGCUGUAUUGAGGUAUGAUUUUUGUAUAGCUUGUACUGUAUAGCAUAUCUUUUAUAUAGGAGCUAUAUAAGUGCCUGACUGUCACUGAGGCUAAGGUUGUUAGUAAUGUUGAUUUUAGCAAUCUGCCACUGUUUCCCAUUUCCCAUUGUAUAGUAAUGUAAAUUGAUUAUGAAUAAGCAGAAUUUUUGUUGCGUUUGACUUCAAUAAAAUAUCUAAUUAGGGAAUAAAAUCA